AUGACUUCUUCCGAGCAUAACUUGAUGUCAUCAACCCCAGCUCGCCCUGAUGGAUGGCCCCGCAUAACCGAAUCCAGUCCUGUCCGUGACCUCGGCCCCGCAAAUAUGGAUUAUGAACGCUGUGCAGCUCUCCACAACGAUCUUCUGACCAGGGCCGUCGAAGGUGGUGGAGGGAAGAUGCCUCCCAAGCCUCAUACCUGGUGGGAGGCCAUGGCACCUUCCGAGGAGAUUACCAAGACUAUUCACCCAUCCUUGAUUGAGUUCCUGAAGUGCGCUUGGAGUGAGGACAUGCUACCUUUCCACACUGUGCUUUUCCUCUAUGUUGGAGCGCUGAAGUCUCUAGAUGGGUUGCGGGAUCGGGUUUAUUUGUAUGAGGAUGAGGAUGAGGAGGGACGGUUUCUUAAACUGUACAACAGUAGUCACUUCCGACUUGGAGAUGAUGAGGGUAUUCUCUUUGACCAGAAGACCCUGAAAGCAAGCUUUAUUGAAGAUUAUAAUGAUAGCCAAGAGAUUACCAGCAAUGAAUGGGGCUGGAUGCCUCUGGAAGUUAUUCUGGAUUCAUAUCUCCAAAUGAUCGACGAAGGAAAGGUACAGACAGUUUCUAAAGAACAGGGAGAACUACUGUACAGAACCCCCGGUUGCGGUUGUUCAGUAGUGGACCAGUGGGUAAUUUACCACUACACGAAGACAGACCUAGAAAGGGCAAUUACUGCUUUCAAGCGUCUUGUGGAAGCGAUUGAAUCUCGACUCCCUUACAGACAUGAGUCAACUGCUAUUCUCAACUUGCCGUGGCAUGAUCCAUCAACACUUUCGAACAACGCCUUACUGCCCACUGACUCAUUUGCCUAUAAGUUCCUUAAGGCCAUCUCCGACUGCAAAUUCCGAUUUCAGUACAUCGCGCCGGGAGUCCGGUUCCCUACCGUCCCUGAAUUUCAAGAUCAGCCCAUCACAGACUUUGUUACGUCACGGUAUGGGCAGCAUGGACAGUACCUUGGAGACUGUCCUCUACGGAUCUUCCAGAUUGAGAACCCAGAGCAUCAUAGGCAGCCAGGGCCGUAUAACAAGGCUUUCGGCAUUGACGACAUCGCCGCCGGAUUCUACAUCCAUCCUGUUAUGCAGACAUGGCCUCGGUUCUGGACAAAUGGAUGUCAACUUGUCUUACCCUUUGGCAUUGGGCGUUCUGGAUGGGCACGAAAGUCCAAUGGAAGCCAUUUGGGGUAG
Messenger RNA from Aspergillus terreus NIH2624, 1221 nucleotides. RefSeq lists its product as uncharacterized. The coding region runs from base 1 to 1221 and encodes 406 amino acids. The transcript is spliced from 2 exons. The record is from RefSeq and is a predicted model, not a curated record. Lineage: Eukaryota; Fungi; Ascomycota; Eurotiomycetes; Eurotiales; Aspergillaceae.